Messenger RNA from Hemisphaericaspora subhashii, 978 nucleotides. RefSeq names its product retromer subunit (gene PEP8). The coding region runs from base 1 to 978 and encodes 325 amino acids. Gene Ontology annotation, biological process: retrograde transport, endosome to Golgi; intracellular protein transport. The record is from RefSeq and is a predicted model, not a curated record. Lineage: Eukaryota; Fungi; Ascomycota; Pichiomycetes; Serinales; Debaryomycetaceae. Gene Ontology annotation, cellular component: retromer complex; endosome. The transcript has a single exon.
AUGUCAUUAUUCUUUAAGGCUCCAUUAGAUAUUGAGAUCAGAUUGGAUAAUGAAGAAUCAAGGAAACAUAUAGAUGUAAAAACACCGCAAGGUAGAUUGGAAAAACUACCAAUUUAUAAAGAUGGAGAAUCAGUGAAGGGAGUUAUUACAUUACGAACGAAAGAGGGUAAAAAAGUAGAACAUCUAGGGGUAAAGGUACAGCUAUUAGGAUCAAUUGAUACUAAUAUUGAUGGUAUAAUAUCUUCGGAUUUCUUAUCAUUGGCCACUGAGUUAUCAGCUCCCGCCCAAUUAACUCAUCCAGAAUCUUAUCCAUUCGAAUUUAAAAAUGUUGAAAAGCAAUAUGAAAGUUACAGAGGGAAAAAUGCUAGAUUAAGAUAUUACGUAAAAGUUACUGUAUUGAGAAAAUCAUCUUCGGAAAUAACUAGAGAGAAAGAGUUAUGGGUGUUUCAUUAUGUGUCUCCUCCACCACCAUCAUCUAUGUCAACAUCGAUUGCAAAUGCAUCUGGCAAUACCACUGGAUCUCAGUCAAAUACUUCGGUUUCAGCAACACCAUCAAAAGAAGCACAUAGUGUUAAAAUGGAUGUUGGAAUUGAAGAUUGUUUACAUAUUGAAUUUGAAUAUUCCAAAUCUCGUUUCUCUUUGAAGGAUGUCAUAAUUGGAAGGAUUUAUUUCCUAUUGGUAAGAUUGAAAAUCAAACAUAUGGAACUAUCAUUAAUUAGAAGAGAAACGGUCGGGGCCCCUCCAAAUCAAAUUACAGACAGCGAAACCGUUGUCAGAUUUGAAAUUAUGGAUGGAGCUCCAAUCAAAGGAGAAACAAUCCCAAUAAGAUUGUUCUUAAAUGGCUUUAACUUGACUCCUACUUAUAGAGAUGUCAAUAAGAAAUUUUCCACUAGAACUUAUUUAUCACUUGUUUUGAUUGAUGAAGAUGCUAGAAGAUACUUCAAACAGAGUGAAAUAAUACUUUACAGGGAUCAAUAG